AAGAUAAAGCUUCCGUGGUACGCUUGUGUGCGCAGGCGCAUGCACAGUGCGCGGAGAGCGGAGUGUAGCGGGCAGUGGAGCGGGCGCACGUCACAGCGGCCGGCCGGCAGCGCCAAUAGCGCGCCGAGGCGGGCCCGCACUCCGCCCACACGACCCCGCUACAGGAAAACUUGGAAAAUCUGCAGCCUUUACGAGCUCGCCGCGUAUUAACGAAACCAUGACAAAUGAUGUUCGCUUCAUCGCUCGAUGAUGUUUCACGUAAAUAUUGUUAUUACGUUGGUUCACAAUAAAGAAUAAGUGCGCAUCUAAAGAUUUACUGUGUAUUUGAGCUGUGCCUUAACUUUACAAUACUAAGAAAUAGAUACUUUCACAUUUUCAUUCUAUCGCGAAAAGCUAUUCUACUUACCACCAAAUGUCAAUUUCUAAUGCACAAAAAAUAAUCAAUAAUAAUAAAAAUAUAUAAUUUUAAAUUAUAGUUAAGCUUUCAUAUUAUUCCUACACCAAACAAAUUCACACAUAAUAAUUAACUCGUUACUGCUUCCACUUGAUUGUCUGUGAUUAAGUUUAAAAAAACAACAUCGCUACAAGAUCAUUGAAGUAAACAACGUGUAGAGACGUCACCCGCGCGCGCGCCCCUUCGAGCUUUUAUAAUAUAGCGCUCGGCAUAAGGAAGUCUUUAUAGUCUGUGCGCGCGAGUCGACGGACGCGCUCCCGCUACGUCUUGCCGCUCGGUCGCGAGUCACAGGAAACUAUCGCGUACUGCCACGAAAUGAGCUGGGACCAGAAACGGGAACGCAAUUGCGAGAAGCUGGAGAUCAAUGAGGCCGUCGGCAAAUUGCUGCAGUCCUUCAAUUAUGACACCAUCGUGCCUCAGCCCGCUAAAGGCGGUGGCUCAAUGCGACGCGGACACGUAAAGCGUCCUAUGAACGCUUUCAUGGUGUUUGCCCAAGCGAUGCGACGACGUCUGUCGGAGCAGAGGCCGUCGCUGCACAACGCAGAGCUCAGCAAAUCCCUUGGCUCUAUGUGGAAAAGUUUAAGCGAAGAACAAAAACUACCGUUCGUUAAAGAAGCAGAGAAGCUACGGACUCAGCACAAAAAGGAGUACCCGGACUAUAAAUACCAGCCUAGGCGCCGUAAGCCGCCGCCUACCACCUCGUCGGCUGCGAGGCUCAAGCGAGAACCUUCCCCGGAAAGAGAACAAAUAGACUUCUCACGGAUAGACGUCGACGGACCAUUGCUGCCCGACGGACCGCCAGAUGGCGCUGAGCUAGACCAAUACUUGAAACCGACCACGAUACCAGAUUACCACGAAAUGCAACCACACUACCCUUCCCAUGGGUUGCCAUAUCACGCCUCCGCUGUCUUCACUCCGGUCCCUUCACAUUUGCAUCCUCCUUGUACGGACUGGCAGCACUAUGCUCGCCCUUAAAAGUAUCUCCAAAUUAAAAAAAAACUAAAACUUUUCCAAUUUCCAAAUGUCACAAACACUAGAUUUAAUCUGACCUAAUCAGUAACAGUGGUGAAAAUUGGAAUUACAAUAGAAUUUACCAAUCAGCUGCAGCUAUUCUCGAAGGUGGCGACAACACUCUCUUUGCAGAUAACUUGGUCUGUCUAUAUCUCGUUAACUUUAGUGUGGUAGUAGGUAUCAGUUUAAAUAAAAACAUGAAUAAUUGAUAACUACGACUGCUGUUAGGUUAAGUUUGUAAAUAUAUAUUUAUAUAUGUUUUAUUUGAUAGUAAAGCAGAACGAUUAACGCGCACGUGCGUUUAAUCAAAGUAA
This is a messenger RNA of Papilio xuthus (Asian swallowtail), 1779 nucleotides long. Its product is annotated as transcription factor SOX-9. The transcript has 3 exons. The coding region runs from base 770 to 1429 and encodes 219 amino acids. Gene Ontology annotation, molecular function: DNA-binding transcription factor activity, RNA polymerase II-specific; RNA polymerase II cis-regulatory region sequence-specific DNA binding. Gene Ontology annotation, cellular component: nucleus. Gene Ontology annotation, biological process: regulation of transcription by RNA polymerase II. The record is from RefSeq and is a predicted model, not a curated record. NCBI's taxonomy places the organism in Eukaryota, Metazoa, Arthropoda, Insecta, Lepidoptera, Papilionidae.